GUACCCCGGGCCAAAGCCGCUUGAUAGGCCAGACAACAAGAAGCCAGAAUGUGCAACUGCGAGCUCAUCCUACCCUUUUCAACAUGAAUCCAGGACUAGGACUAAGUGAGCAAUAUCGAUACAGUGUAGGCACUGUUUCUUUGUAUUGUCGAUUAAAAUAUUAUAGAUUUCCCGUUUCCUCAUAUCUUGCAGAUUUUUUUAUUCAAAGACCAGAACCCAAUACAAACGUUCGAAAAUUUGCAACCCAAAACAGUAGCUUAAAAUAUCCUUUUGGGUCCAACCAUAAAGAACUGAAAUAUCUCCCUCUUUCCUUCGAUCUUCCUUCAAUUUUCACUUUUCACUUGUUGCAGAAUCUCUUGUUUUUUCUCUCUUACAAUAACAAAUGCAUACUUUGAAUCUCAUAUCAUCCUCUCAUGUCACUUUCUCCAAAUCCACACAUCAAUAUUAUCCCACAAAAAGGAUCGAAAACCCAAAAAACUUCAGUUACCCUCCUGCUUUUCUCAACAAAUCCACCCCUCACAGCCCCAAACUUUGCAACUUUCACAAAAUCCAUUGUUACCCUUUUGGCAAGAUCCAAGGCUUAGGCACCAAAAGAACUCCUUUCAGCUAUAUCCAUGAAAACCCUUCUAGGAAACCUGGAUCCCGUAUUCCCAGAUCAGCUGCAGCAUCUGAAUCUAAUCCAGAAGGAGAAGCUGCAGCAGCUGAAGCAGCAGCGAAGUCAAAGGCUAAAACUUUACAGCUUGCUCUUGUGUUCGGUUUUUGGUACUUUCAAAACAUUGUCUUUAACAUUUACAACAAAAAAGCAUUGAAUGUCUUUCCAUUCCCUUGGCUUCUUGCUUCUUUUCAACUCUUCGCUGGUUCCAUUUGGAUGUUCGUUCUCUGGUCUUUAAAGUUGCAACCUUGUCCCAAAAUCACAAAGCCUUUUAUUAUUGCACUUCUUGGACCUGCAUUGUUUCACACAAUAGGCCAUAUUUCAGCUUGUGUAUCGUUUUCUAAGGUUGCCGUUUCCUUCACUCAUGUUAUCAAAUCAUCAGAGCCUGUGUUUUCUGUUGUUUUCUCUUCAUUUCUUGGUGAUACAUACCCUUUGAAAGUCUGGCUUUCCAUUGUUCCCAUUGUUUUGGGAUGUUCUCUAGCUGCUAUUACUGAGGUUUCCUUUAAUUUUCAAGGCUUAUGGGGUGCUUUGAUUAGCAAUGUUGGUUUUGUGUUAAGGAACAUUUACUCCAAGAAAAGUUUGCAGAACUUUAAGGAAGUGAAUGGAUUGAAUUUGUAUGGUUGGAUCAGUAUAAUCUCACUGCUUUAUCUGUUUCCAGUCGCGGUUAUUGUUGAAGGGUCGCAAUGGGUUCAAGGGUAUCACAAAGCAAUCGAGACUGUUGGCAAAGCAUCCACAUUUUACAUAUGGGUCUUGCUUUCAGGAAUAUUUUACCAUCUAUACAACCAAUCAUCUUAUCAGGCACUUGAUGAAAUUAGCCCUUUGACUUUUUCAGUUGGGAACACAAUGAAGAGGGUUGUGGUUAUAGUGUCAACUGUUUUGGUGUUCAGAAAUCCAGUCCGGCCUUUGAAUGCACUUGGAUCUGGGAUUGCAAUACUUGGAACUUUCUUGUAUUCACAAGCAACAGCUAAGAAGAAGAGUGCUGGAGGUGAAAAGAAGAGCUAAGGGUUCAAUAAUCUCUUCAAAGUUUUUUAACUUUUUGUUCCUUUUGAACGGAUGAUACUUUCAUUUUUGAUCUUUUCUUCCCUCACUGUUAUAAAUGUUAAUAAAUGACCUAUAUUUUGCUUUCUUAA
Molecule: messenger RNA, 1782 nt
Organism: Theobroma cacao (cacao)
Lineage: Eukaryota; Viridiplantae; Streptophyta; Magnoliopsida; Malvales; Malvaceae
Product: Nucleotide/sugar transporter family protein
Source: RefSeq, a predicted model, not a curated record